AUGGAACCCAGAACAUCAUCGCAAUGUGGAAAGUCCAUGACCAAUUGUCUAUAUGUGAUGAGACCAAGCGCUGCCACUGGCCAUCAGCCCACUGAGACCCCCAGCACAGGAGAGUUGCCGUCUGCUCUCCUCCCAGCAAGCUCUUUCUGUGCUGUUGUCCCACCACGCGACACUUCAGGAUCUGGGUCCACCAGGAACAAGCUGCUCCUCAUCUCCUUCGACGGUUUCCGCUGGGACUACGACCGAGAUGUGGACACCCCUAACCUGGAUAAGAUGGCCCAGGACGGGGCGAAAGCAGAAUACGUCACACCACCCUUCCUCACCAUCACCAGCCCCACACACUUUACCUUGCUUACAGGACGUUACAUCGAGAAUCACGGAGUAAUCCACAACAUGUGGUUCAACACUACCACUCAGGAGAAGAAGCAGUACUACAUGACUCAGUUUGUUGAUUCCUACUGGGACAAUGGCAGUUUACCCAUCUGGAUAACAGCACAAAGACAGGGUCUAAAAGCAGGGUCUCUGCAUUUCCCUGGCACAGCAGCCACCUACAAAGGAGAGACUGUGAGAGUUAGGCAAGUGGAACCUCGUUUCUAUGAUCAUUCUAAUGAAACAGAAUGGAGGCUGAACAUCGACAAGGUGAUUGGGGAGUGGUUCCACCAACAGGACCUGGACUUUGUCUCCUUGUACUUCGGGGAACCAGACAAGACUGGGCACAAAUAUGGACCAGAUUCCCCAGAACGCCGUGCAAUGGUCCAGCAAGUGGACCGUACUGUGGGCUACAUCCGGGACAAGAUCCAAGACCAUGGCCUUACUGACCAGCUCAACAUUAUCAUCACUGCCGACCACGGGAUGACUACAGUUCUACGGGAUGGACUGGUUGAGGAGAUCAUCCUCUCUAAGAUUCCUGGCUUCGACUUCAGGGAUAUCAAGUUUCAUCUGGUAGAUUAUGGUCCCACUGGGAUGCUGCUUCCUAAAGAGGGGAAGCUAGAGAAGGUCUACCAGGCUCUGAAAGGAAGCCAUCCUCACCUUCAUGUGUAUAAAAAGGAGGAGAUGCCAGCUAGACUGCACUACAGUAGCCACCCUCGACUUCUGCCCAUCAUCCUCUUUGCUGAUCCUGGAUAUGUAAUCAAUGGGUUCUUCCCUGUGCAGUUCAACAAAGGAGAGCAUGGCUUUGACAAUCAUGUGAUGGACAUGAAGCCAUUCUUCAGGGUGGUGGGGCCCGAUUUCCAGAAGAACCUGGUGUUCAGGCCCUUUGAGACAGUCAACGUGUACCCACUGAUGUGCCAUCUUCUAGGGAUAAACCCAGAGAUGAACGAUGGACACUUGGAUAAUACCAAAGGCAUGCUGGUCCCCAAGAAAAAUGGAAACAACAAUAAUCCAGAGAUGAAUACCCAGCUCAAAGUGGUUAUCGGCUUAUCAGCAGUGACUGGGUUUCUGGUACUGGUGUUCAUAGUGACCACCUCCUAUGCUUGGUCCCCACCACAGGACCCUGAGCUGCGGUCAGUAUUCACAGGGUCCACCAGAAACAAGCUGCUGCUCAUCUCCUUCGACGGCUUCCGCUGGGACUAUGACAGAGAUGUUGAAACUCCUCACCUGGAUAAGAUGGCCCAGGAUGGAGUGAAGGCAGCCUAUGUUACUCCACCUUUCCUCACCAUUACCAGCCCUGCUCACUUCACACUGCUGACAGUUCUACCAGAGCUCAUCACCACACUGGUCAAGACCUAUUCCCAAGACCUGCAACUGUGCUUCACAACAGCAGACUUCACUACGGCAUGGCAGCACUUGGAUGUAGGCAUAAUGGCAGGCUGCACAGUCUCACCCUCGGCUUUCACAAUGGCCAUGGAAGUCAUCAUCAGGGCCUCAAAAUGGGUGGUGGGUGGUGAACGAACCAGGGAUGGGCUCCGUCUUCCACCUAUCAGGGCAUACAUGGACGACAUGACAACCCUGACCACCACUGCAGCAUGCACCAAGCGGCUGCUUGGAAAGCUGCAGAAGAACAUCAAUUGGGCCCAAAUGAAAAUCAAGCCAAGCAAAUCUCAAAGCAUCUCCAUAGUCAAGGGGGUGCUGACAGGUGCAAAGUUCUGCAUCGGUGAGGAGCCAAUACCAAUAGUGUCUGAGUAG
This is a messenger RNA of Epinephelus moara (kelp grouper), 2124 nucleotides long. RefSeq names its product ectonucleotide pyrophosphatase/phosphodiesterase family member 7-like. The transcript is spliced from 9 exons. Bases 1 to 2124 code for a protein of 707 amino acids. The record is from RefSeq and is a predicted model, not a curated record. NCBI's taxonomy places the organism in Eukaryota, Metazoa, Chordata, Actinopteri, Perciformes, Serranidae.